Molecule: messenger RNA, 1589 nt
Organism: Closterium sp. Naga37s-1
Lineage: Eukaryota; Viridiplantae; Streptophyta; Zygnematophyceae; Desmidiales; Closteriaceae
Source: the annotation of a GenBank genome assembly
CGGCAGCAGCUACAGCCGCGGCAGCAGCGGCAGCAGCGGCAGCAGCAGCAGCAGCAGCAGCAGCGGCAGCAGCAGCAGCAGCAGCAGCGGCAGCAGCAGCAGCAGCAGCGGCAGCAGCGGCAGCAGCAGCAGCAGCGGCAGCAGCAGCAGCAGCGGCGGCUGCGGCAGCAGCGGCAUCCCCAACUGCAACGACAGCACCGGCAGCAGCACCACCAGUGGCAGCCGUGCCCGCCGCGCCCUUGACCGCACCCUCCUCCCCCUCCCCCUCUCCCCCUCUCCCUCCGCCUCUCCCUCUCCCCUCUCCUGCCAGCAGCAGCAGCAGCCGAGGCAUCCCCACCUGCGGCAGCAGCAGCGGCGGCGGCGGCAGCAGCAGCAGUUGCAGCAGCAGCGGCAGCAGCAGCAACAGCAGCAGCAGCAACAGCCGGAGGGGUCCAGCAGCAGCACCUCCCCCUCCCCCUGGCCGCCGCGGGUCCACCCGCCGUCGCCUCCCCCUUGACCGCCGCGGGUUCACCCGCCGUCGUCUCCCCCUUGGCCGCCGAGGGUCCACCCUCCGCCGCCCAUCAUGGCUACCACCCCUCCUGUUCCUCUCCCCCCUCCUAUCGACGCCUCUUCGGUUGACAAGCUGCAGCUUGCUGCAGAUCGUUCCGCCAUCAACUGGCACUCGUUCGUCGGCAGCAUUCGCCGCGUCCUUCAAGACGCCUUCGUCGGACCCUACUGCAUCCUUGACGUCCUCCUUCGCCGUCCGCAGGCUCUCCAACCGACCGCACCCAAUCACCCUGGCGAACCUCCUCCCCUCCCCCCCCCGCCCUGGCCCCCCUCCUCCUGAGCCUAACCUGACCGUGGCUACUGCCCCCGAGCUUCAGGCUGCUGCGGACGCCACCUUCCUCCACAACCGCCGCGAAUACCUCAUCCGCAAGGCCGACCAUGACGUUGCUCUCCUCAACUAUGAGUUUGCCUCGUCAGAGCGUUCCACUCGCCUGGAGCUGAUUGCCGAGUACACCACCUCCAUGGCGGCUUAUGUCCCCAACAGCAUCGCCUGGGCCGCUGCCGACAACCGCGCUUGCACCAUCCUUCUUGGUGCUCUCCCCGACGCCCUCAUGCGCCGCUUCCAAGCUCGCGAGAUGCGCGCUCACCUCAUUUGGACCGAGCUCCAGUCUAUGUUCGAGCGUCGCGACAUCAGCUCUGUUGGCGUUCUAUUCCAGGAGUAUUUCUCCAUCACCCUCGCCACCUGUGACGGCGCAGUCGACUAUGUCGGGCGCAUGCAGGAGGUUGCCGAUCGCCUUGCCGCUCGCCAGGCUGCCCUUUCCGAGCCCCUGCAGAUCCACCGUCUGCUCUUCAACCUCACGCCAGACUAUGAGUCCCGCCUUCACGCCUUCACUGAGGCGAACCCCUUGGCUGGCCUCCCCGAGGUGACACAGUGGAUCAUUGACACGGAGGUCAAGCUCCGCACCCCCAUUGUCAACCUCACCACCACUCACUCCUCCUCCGCCUCCCUCGAUGCCACACAGCCGCGCACUCAGGUGGUGGUGGUGGUGGUGGUCCUAGUGGCCCCGCUCCCGGAGGCUCCUCUAGUGCUGGUGGAGCUGUGA